Messenger RNA from Nycticebus coucang (slow loris), 533 nucleotides. Its product is annotated as protein archease-like. The coding region runs from base 171 to 455 and encodes 94 amino acids. NCBI's taxonomy places the organism in Eukaryota, Metazoa, Chordata, Mammalia, Primates, Lorisidae. Gene Ontology annotation, cellular component: tRNA-splicing ligase complex. The transcript has a single exon. Gene Ontology annotation, biological process: tRNA splicing, via endonucleolytic cleavage and ligation. The record is from RefSeq and is a predicted model, not a curated record.
UCGCGCAGGAAGAGGAAGAUGUUAGAGACUACAAUUUGACUGAAGAGCAGAAGGCUGUCAAGGCCAAGUAUCCACCAGUCAACAGGAAAUACGAAUACUUGGGUCAUACAGUGGAUGUCCAGUUACAUGCAUGGGGAGAUACCCUGGAAGAAGCAGUUGAGCAAUGUGCAAUGGCCAUGUUUGGUUACAUGACAGAUACUGGGACUGUGGAGCCCCUCCAGACAGUAGAAGUAGAAACCCAAGGAGAUGACUUACAGUCUCUUCUGUUUCACUUUUUGGAUGAAUGGCUUUAUAAGUUCAGUGCUGAUGAAUUCUUCAUACCCCGGGAAGUGAAAGUGCUUAAUAUUGAUCAAAGAAAUUUCAGAUUACGGUCAAUUGGGUGGGGAGAAGAAUUUUCAUUGUCUAAGCACCCUCAGGGAACAGAAGUCAAAGCAAUAACAUAUUCAGCAAUGUAGGUCUAUAAUGAAGAGAAGCCAGAAGUUUUUGUGAUCAUUGACAUUUAAGACACAAGAAAAGAAAAGGCCUCCUUUGAA